UUCUUUACUUAUCCAUUGUUACCACAGCAGUGUAAGCACCUGUUAAACGCUUACGUGUGAUCCCCAGGUUAAAGUCGCAACCUACUUUUUUCUAGUGUUUUUUGCAUCGAGGAAAACCCGUUGAUCAAUUUGUAAACCUUGCAUCAAGGAUGGUAGUGUCCGAUCUGUGUUUGUCUUGGCCGGUGGUAACGUGCGCUGCAUUCGCGUCGAUUUUAAUCGUAAAAUUAUACACUUUUCUCACUUGCGGUUAUUACACCGCAAUUACGAAAAUGGACGGCAAGACGGUGAUUAUCACCGGCGGCAACGGCGGCAUCGGCAAAGAAACCGCCAAGGAAAUUGCCAAAAGAGGAGCGCGGGUUAUUUUGGCUUGUCGUAAUCUGGAAACGGCCGAAAAGGCCAGAGAUGAGAUUGUGCAGGCGUCGAACAACCAAAAUGUGUUUGUGAAAAAGUUGGAUUUGUCGUCGCAAAAGUCGAUCAGAGAGUUUGCAGAGGAGAUCACGCGGACCGAGCCCAAGUUGGACGUUUUGAUCCACAACGCCGGAAUGGCAGCGAACAAGAUACAGAUGACUGAAGAUAAUCUUGAACUGACCAUGGCCACGAAUCAUUACGGGCCGUUUCUUCUCACACAUCUCUUAAUCGACUUGUUAAAAAAAUCGGCCCCCUCUCGCAUCGUCGUGGUGGCUUCCGAGCUGUACCGCGUCGUUUCUCUCAACCUCAACAACGUGAAUCCCACGAGGUCGUGGUUCGUGCCUCGCCUCUACUACGUGUCCAAGUACGCCAACAUUUGCUUCACGAAGGAGUUGGCACGCCGCCUUGAAGGCACAGGUGUGACAGCCAACUGUCUCCAUCCCGGAAUCGUGGACACCGGCAUUUGGGAAAGUGCUCCGGUGCUCGUCCGCUGGCCUUUGCGCCUCCUCAUCAAGGGUUUCUUCAAAACGCCGCUUCAAGGCUGCCAAACCAGCGUGUACGUGGCCUGUGCGGAGGAACUCCAAGGAGUCACGGGCAAGUACUUCGCCGAAUGCAAGGAGAGAGGACUGAGUCGGGGGGCCAGCGACGAGAACAAAGCGAAGAAACUGUGGGAGAUUUCGGAGGGUUUGGUCAAUCUCAAGCCCAGCGAUCCGAAAAUUUAAACUUGUAUUUGUUGUGGUGUUGUAAUAAUUAAUAAAUUGUAUUCUUGUUGA
This is a messenger RNA of Tribolium castaneum (red flour beetle), 1181 nucleotides long. Its product is annotated as retinol dehydrogenase 14. The record is from RefSeq and is a predicted model, not a curated record. The transcript is spliced from 4 exons. Bases 150 to 1130 code for a protein of 326 amino acids. NCBI's taxonomy places the organism in Eukaryota, Metazoa, Arthropoda, Insecta, Coleoptera, Tenebrionidae.